AUGGAAGAAGUAAUAGAAACUUUACCGACUACUUUCUCGAAACCUAAUGAUCAAUUUCAAAACCCUAACGUGCUGGUUACUCAAACCAAAAAGGAGUUGACAACACCACGAGCUUCUAAAACCACUCGUGGUCGACAGAAGAUAGAGAUCAAAGAGAUCAAAGAAGACAGCAAAAGACAUGUAACGUUUUCGAAACGACGCCGUGGGCUGUUCAAGAAAGCCGCUGAGUUAAGCGUUUUGACCGGUGCAAAAAUCGCUGUUGUAACGUUCUCUAAGUGCGGUAGGAUCUACACCUUUGGACACGUGGACUCGCUGAUGGACAAGUAUCUACGCAUGUUACCGGUGAACUUGGAGGUGUACUCAGGUGAUGACUCAGCGGAGGAGGAAGGGAUGCCGUGGUGGGAGAGGCCGGUGGAGAGUGUGCCGGAGGAGGAGUUGGAAGAGUACAUAAUGGCGUUGAGUGUGUUGAGAGAUAAGUUAGGUAAAAGGAUUAAUGAGAUGGGGAGUAUUGUUCCUGCAUGGCCAAUCAACAUGAUGGGUUGGAAACCACAUGAGAUGGAUAUGCAAAGCAUGGGGGAUGUGACUGAUGGGGUUACUCGAUGCCAUCUAGGUCAAAACGGAUGA
Molecule: messenger RNA, 624 nt
Organism: Eruca vesicaria subsp. sativa (arugula)
Lineage: Eukaryota; Viridiplantae; Streptophyta; Magnoliopsida; Brassicales; Brassicaceae
Source: the annotation of a GenBank genome assembly